This is a messenger RNA of Epithele typhae, 486 nucleotides long. RefSeq lists its product as uncharacterized. NCBI's taxonomy places the organism in Eukaryota, Fungi, Basidiomycota, Agaricomycetes, Polyporales, Epitheliaceae. The transcript has 5 exons. The record is from RefSeq and is a predicted model, not a curated record. Bases 1 to 486 code for a protein of 161 amino acids.
AUGUCCAUCAACCACCCAAACCAACUGGUCGAGGAGUUCAAGAAGUCCGGAGAGUUUGACCGUCUGAGAAAACUGCUAUUGCAGGAAUUCAUGGACAGUGAGGGGAAAGCGGCCCUGCACGCACGGGUGGACGAUAUUGCAAAGCAAAAGCUAGGAACUGAUCCAAAGCUGCAAUAUAUGCCCGAAGCGGGUGUCUCGCGGGAGAUCAUGCAGGAACUCGAGCGAUUUCCGGUGGUGGAACGUGCCGUUGCACAGGUCACAAAGCUAUCGGACCCAGCAUUCGCCGCCGGGAUGAAAGAAGCUAUAAGGAAGAUACUACAGGACGACCGUAUAGCGGCUGGACAACCCCUGGACGACGCUCUUGUUGCUCGUGGUCCUAAGCGAAAGACUGCUGCCGCUCAACCCCAACAGGCGAACGGUAACGACAGCGACAGUGACAGCAGUGCGUCCAGCAUGGAUAUCGACGACGAAUCCGACAGCGAGUAA